UUCACAUGGUUCGAUGGUUGGGAAUACCCAGCUUAUGUUUCUCAUAGUAUUUCUCUGGUUUUGAUUCCUCUGAAUAUUUUCGGAGGAUACUGUAUUCUGUUUCAAAUUCCGAAGAAAAUGGAGGCAUCCAAAUGGGUGAUGAUAAAUGUUCAUUUUUGGAGUAGCUUUUUGGAUUUGCUUGUCAGUUUUCUACUGACCCCAUAUAUUUUCUUCCCGGCUAUGUGUGGAAUUACAAAUGGAUUGCUCAGUUGGCUACACGUUCCAAUAAUAGUGCAAGUUUUUCUAGCACAAUGGAAGUGCAUUUUAGGAGUCGGGGUGUCUUUGGUAAUAAUUUUCGAGAGCCGACAUAAUGUCGAUCGCUUUGUUAUCACAAGAAAAUCUUCUAGAAUUUUGUUUUAUGCUCUGAAUUGUGUAUAUGGCAUUUUUUUCAUGACACCCACUUAUUUUUCGCUCCCGGACCAAGAAAAGGCAAAACUAGAGCUACUAAAGAUCGUCCCUUGUCCAACACCAGUCUACUUCGAACCCAAUGUUUUCGUUCUGAUGGACCAUCAGGGCCGAUGGUUCAUUCAACUUCAGUGCACCACAUUUUUCUGUGUUUUGAUUGCUCAAGGUGCUUUUUCCGUAUCCAGAACUGUCUAUUUUUUGACUGCUUACAACUCGAAAAUGUCCGAAAUGAUUCAAGUGGCGAUUCCAGUGUUCAUUGUGAUUCUUCCAAUACUUUAUUGUGGAUGUGCAAUCGAGUGGUAUUGGUAUUAUCAGUCAUUCAGCAACACUGCUAUCAUUUGUGUUUCUUUCCAUGGAAUGAGCUCAACCAUCGCGAUUUUU
Molecule: messenger RNA, 825 nt
Organism: Caenorhabditis briggsae
Lineage: Eukaryota; Metazoa; Nematoda; Chromadorea; Rhabditida; Rhabditidae
Source: RefSeq, a predicted model, not a curated record